AAAUAUAUCUUAUUGAAUGUUGAAACUGUAGUAUCUCAUCCAGAUAGUAAAAAAAUAAUAAUUAAAUAAGUACAAGCCACACUCAGCUCGUAAAUUCUUAAAAGGACCUCAAUAAAUGCAGUGUAGUUUUAGGCUCAACUUUUAAAUAUAGUCGUAACAUGAUAAAUGAUAAAUAUAUAGACGUAUAAUAUUUUUAAAAUAACAUCGUAAUUGUUAUUUUGUUUGUAAGAUAUGUUACUUAUUUGACUUUAAAAAGUCAACGAUAUUAUUGCGAUAAAUAAAACAAUUGAAGAUGAGUCCAUUAAGCAAAACAUUUAUAACAAUGAAAUCAAUAUCACAUUUAAAUAAAACUAUAGGUAGAGGUAUAAAAAUAGCACAAAUUUCAAACAAUGUUACGGCAGCGAAGACAACAAUAGAUACGAGUCAUGUAGAGAAACACUCACAGCAAGCCCAAGGAUGGUGGGAUCCCAAUGGGCCUAUGAAAGCACUUCACAGUUAUAAUUUAAUUAGAAUACCUUUUAUAAGAGAUGGACUUGUCUCCUGCUCGCUGGAUGAAAGAACUCUUUUGCCUUUAUCUAAUAAAGUUAUAUUGGAUGUUGGUUGUGGGGGAGGUAUAGUUUCAGAGGGAAUAGCAAGACUUGGAGCAAAAGUAACAGGGAUAGAUGCUAGUAAAGAAUUAGUAGAAAUAGCUAAAGAACAUUGUACAAUAGAUUCAAGACUAGAAAACAAUCGACCAUCAUAUCAUUGUACCACGGUUGAGGAACACUCUCAACAUUUUUUCGACCACUAUGACGCAGUGGUGGCUUCAGAGGUCAUCGAACACGUGGCUGAUAAGGAACUAUUUAUUCAAUCCUGCGUGAAAGCCUUGAAGCCGGGUGGAAAAAUAUUUAUAACGACACCAAACAGGUCCAAGCUUUCAGAAUUCGUUACAAUAUGUCUUAGUGAACACGUCUUCAAUUUAGUACCGAAGGGCACGCAUGAAUAUGAUAAAUUCACUACACCAACUGAAGUCACGUUUUUGUUGGAAAGAAAUAACUGCCAUGUCCAAUUGGUUCACGGUAUAAUGUACUAUCCCGUUAUAAAUAAAUGGGCAUGGACUAGUUCUCCUCUCCUAAUAUUUGCGUUACAAGCCGUCAAACUAGCCGAAUGAAUGAUUGAAAAAAUAUUCUCAAGAAUUGUAAAUAUUUGUUAGAAAUAAAUAUUAUAUUCUCA
This is a messenger RNA of Vanessa tameamea, 1212 nucleotides long. RefSeq names its product ubiquinone biosynthesis O-methyltransferase, mitochondrial-like. Gene Ontology annotation, biological process: ubiquinone biosynthetic process. Gene Ontology annotation, cellular component: mitochondrion. Gene Ontology annotation, molecular function: 2-methoxy-6-polyprenyl-1,4-benzoquinol methyltransferase activity. The transcript has 7 exons. The coding region runs from base 293 to 1150 and encodes 285 amino acids. NCBI's taxonomy places the organism in Eukaryota, Metazoa, Arthropoda, Insecta, Lepidoptera, Nymphalidae. The record is from RefSeq and is a predicted model, not a curated record.